UCCGCCUAAAACAUUAUAAAUCCAUAAAAUUCAAUUUUGUGACGAGAAUUUCAUAAAUUUAUGAAUUCGAAUUUGAAAACUUAGUUAUGGAGUCUAAAAAAUAAAUUAUCAAAGACAAAAAAGAGAGCGAGUGGGUACUAGGCUUUUUCGUUGAACUGCUACGUGGAGGUUGCAUAGCAAUAGUAAUUCGUGACUUAAUAUCUUUCGUUGCCUCGCUUUUUAACAACUCGAUUUAGCCACCAAUUGUUUGAUAAAACACCUUCAUUCACGGGUUGACCUUUUUUUUUCUCCAGGCUUUCUCUAUCUCUGUCGUACUUUAUGACGCACUCUUAACGAAGGCCAGACCGAUGAUAAGCGUCAGAUCAAAUUCUUCUUCUUUUAUUUCCUUACUCUUUUUCCUUUCGUUCUCAUUUCUUCCCCUCUUUUCGUGAUUUUUGAACCAUUCUUUGCCUUUUUUUAGUUUGUUUUUUUUCAUUUACCUUUCUCUUGAAUCUUUUAUAAUCUCUUAUAAGAAAUUUUUAUUUUACAAUAAAGAUCGGAUAAUAUCCUUAAUAAAAUAAAAAAAAAAUUGUCUUAAAAUAAACAGCUGUUGCUUGGAAAGGAGUCGGAAGAUAACUUUAUAAAGUAGUUAGAUGUACGUGGAAGUUCAACAUGGUAAAAAAUUAGAAUCUUUUAGAUUCCAAUCUUCUUACAAAAGUAAGAAUCCAUUUCAGGCCUAAAUUGUCCUUUUAUAACACAACACUGAAGGAAAUGAAAAGCGUUUGGUAAGUCAAAAAUCAUAAAAUUUGCAAUUAAUCGCUGAAAUUUGCUUUUAUAAAUAAUUUUAGCAAAUUAGUUCUUGUCGAUUCUAACUUCUAAAGAUAAUUCAUGUGUAUUAUUUUUAAUAUAUUUAUUGUCAUAUAUCAUUACCAUUUAUAAGAUUAAAUUGUGAAAAUUAUAUUUUUAACUAAUAAUUAAAAUUAUAUUAAAAAAUAAUUAAAGGGUGUCCAAUCUAUCUUUAAUAUACACUUUUUAACAGAUAGGUUAAUUUAAAUUUUACGGGAUGUAGACAUUGACGUUGACACAAAAGUCGGUUUAAUUUUAUGAUUUCCAUAUUUUUAGGUACCAAGAAGUUUUUUUUCUAGAUCCGCUUUCCGUUAUGUUCCAGUUGAUUUUAUGGAAAAUAUGACUUUCUCUAAUUACCCUUCUCCCGUGAACUGUAAAUUUGGUAAUACUUUCUGUUAUGGUAAGCGCUAGUCUACUGCUAUUGUUUCCUACUCUCAAGAUGGCGCUAGUCUGUGGGAAAUGUCGCUCUAAAAAAAAAAAAAGAGAUUAACACAAGAGUUUUUUUUUUUUUUUUUUUUUAAUUCUGUGCAAAACCAUCUGCUUUAUACAUAUAUAAAACUGCCCCGACUUCCUCAGAGUUCACCCAAAUCAUUGAUUUCUUUAUCAGAAUUAUAUUUCUUUUCUUUUUCAUUCACUUUUUAUUAAGUUACUUCACUCCGGAAAGUGUGAUCAUGGCGAAUCCUAAGCUCAGUCGAAUGCCAAGCAUCAGAGAGCGCGUGGAAGACACGCUUUCGGCUCAUCGUAACGAGCUCGUCUCUCUUCUCUCCAGGUACGUGGCGCAGGGAAAAGGAAUAUUGCUAUCGCAUACGUUGAUCGAUGAGCUGGAUAAUAUUAUAGGCGACGAAGAAGCUAGGCAGAGGCUUACUGAUGGUCCCUUUGGCGAAGUCCUUAAAUCUGCGCAGGAGGCUAUAGUUCUACCUCCGUACGUGGCCAUGGCAGUUCGUCCAAGACCUGGUGUUUGGGAAUAUGUCCGAGUCAAUGUCCAUGAACUCAGCGUGGAGCAACUGAGUGUUCCCGAAUAUCUUCAAUUCAAAGAAGCACUUGCGGAUGGGGAGGAUAACAAACAUUUUGUGCUGGAGCUUGAUUUUGAGCCAUUCAAUGCAUCCUUUCCUCGGCCCAACCGAUCUUCAUCCAUUGGCAAUGGUGUUCAAUUCCUCAACCGUCACCUUUCUUCAAACAUGUUCCGUAACAAGGAUAGUUUGGAGCCAUUACUUGAUUUCCUCAGAGCUCACAAAUAUAAAGGACAUGCAUUGAUGUUGAAUGAUCGGAUACAAAGUGUACCCCGACUUCAAGCUGCUCUGGCUAAGGCAGAAAAUCAUCUCUCUAGGCUUCCACCUGAUGCAUCCUAUUCUGAGUUUGAAUAUGUAUUACAAGGAAUGGGUUUUGAGAGAGGUUGGGGAGACACUGCAGUACAUGUUCUGGAGAUGAUGCAUCUUCUCUUGGACAUCCUUCAGGCUCCUGAUCCCUCUACAUUAGAGACAUUCCUUGGGAGAGUACCAAUGGUGUUUAAUGUUGUCAUUCUGUCUCCGCAUGGAUACUUUGGGCAAGCAAAUGUUUUAGGAUUGCCUGACACAGGUGGGCAGGUUGUUUAUAUAUUGGACCAAGUGCGUGCCUUAGAGAAUGAAAUGCUUCUUAGAAUAAAGAGGCAAGGACUUGAUAUUACUCCCAGAAUUCUUAUUGUGACCAGGUUAAUACCUGAUGCAAUAGGAACCACUUGCAACCAGAGGCUGGAAAGAGUCAGUGGGACAGAACAUACUCAUAUUCUCCGAGUUCCUUUUAGAUCAAAAAAUGGAAUUCUUCAUAAAUGGAUAUCAAGAUUUGAUUUAUGGCCUUAUCUGGAGACUUAUGCUGAGGAUGUAGCAAGUGAAAUUGCAGCAGAGAUGCAGGGUAUUCCAGAUUUUAUCAUAGGGAACUACAGUGAUGGAAACCUUGUUGCAUCUUUGUUGGCUCAUAAAAUGGGUGUUACACAGUGCACCAUUGCGCUUGCAUUGGAGAAAACCAAAUAUCCAGAUUCAGAUAUAUAUUGGAAAAAGUUUGAAGAGAAAUAUCACUUCUCUUGUCAGUUCACUGCUGACUUGAUAGCCGUGAAUAAUGCAGAUUUUAUUAUCACCAGCACAUACCAAGAGAUAGCAGGAACGAAGAAUACUGUUGGUCAGUAUGAGAGCCACACUGCUUUUACUAUUCCAGGGCUGUAUCGAGUGGUUCAUGGCAUUGAUGUUUUUGAUCCAAAGUUCAAUAUUGUUUCUCCAGGGGCAGAUAUGUGCAUUUAUUUCCCAUACUCUGAUAAGGAAAAUAGACUUACGGCUCUCCAUGGCUCAAUAGAAGAAUUUUGGUAUGACCCUGAACAGAAUGAUGAACACAUUGGUACUUUGAGUGAUCAGUCGAAGCCCAUAAUCUUUUCCAUGGCAAGGCUGGCGAGUAAAAACAUGACUGGAUUGGUAGAGUGCUAUGGUAAAAAUACCAAGCUGAGGGAAUUGGCAAACCUUGUUGUUGUUGCUGGUUACAUUGAUGUAACUAAGUCCAAAGACAGAGAAGAGAUACAAGAAAUUGAAAAGAUGCAUGGCCUUUUGAAAACGUAUAAAUUGGAUGGUCAAUUUCGUUGGAUUGCAGCCCAGACAAAUCGAGCUCGCAAUGGUGAGCUCUAUCGCUACAUAGCUGACACAAAAGGUAUUUUUGUACAGCCUGCCUUCUAUGAAGCCUUUGGACUUACAGUGGUGGAAGCCAUGACUUGUGGCCUUCCAACGUUUGCCACAUGCCAUGGUGGUCCCGCAGAGAUUAUUGAACAUGGUAUAUCAGGAUUCCAUAUUGAUCCAUAUCACCCGGAUCAGACUGGUCAACUCCUUGCAGAUUUUUUUCAACGUUGCAAGGAGGAUCCAAGCCAAUGGACUAAAAUAUCUGAUGGCGGGCUCAAGAGAAUUUAUGAAAGGUAUACGUGGAAGAUUUAUUCUGAAAGGCUGAUGACAUUGGCCGGGGUAUAUGGUUUCUGGAAGUAUGUAAAACUUGAGAGACGUGAGACCAGAAGAUAUCUUGAAAUGUUCUACAUCCUCAAGUUUCUUGAUUUGGUAAAGUCUGUUCCUUUGGCCAGUGAUGAUUAAAGCUUAAUCCCUUGCUGCUUCAGAAUCUGGGUAACCCAUGCAACAGUGACUUCACACAAUAAUGAUAGCAUAUCUAUAUAUAUAUAUAUAUAUAUAUAUAUAUCAAGGAUGAAGAAUGUACAUAAAUAUGUGCGAGUCUUCCUGCCUAUGACGCUUUUGUGUUUAACUUUGACUUAUGUUGGAAGUAAAAUCAUGUUUCAACCUGUAGUAAAAUAAAUUAGAAUAUAUUGGCUUGGUCUGCCUGCCCCUAGAAAUCUUCUUGAUGAUACGUAUUUCAAGCUAACAAUACCGGCCGAGGUUU
Molecule: messenger RNA, 4221 nt
Organism: Durio zibethinus
Lineage: Eukaryota; Viridiplantae; Streptophyta; Magnoliopsida; Malvales; Malvaceae
Source: RefSeq, a predicted model, not a curated record